Lampris incognitus (smalleye Pacific opah) is the source of this 1056-nucleotide messenger RNA. RefSeq lists its product as uncharacterized. NCBI's taxonomy places the organism in Eukaryota, Metazoa, Chordata, Actinopteri, Lampriformes, Lampridae. The coding region runs from base 137 to 793 and encodes 218 amino acids. The record is from RefSeq and is a predicted model, not a curated record. The transcript has 4 exons.
UGCUGGCGAAGCGGUCGUGGAUAACAAGUGGCUCUGGAAAGUUCCCUUAUGUGCACAGUUCUUCCGUGGUGUAUCUUCAGCUCUUAAUAAGGAUACUUUCUUCAUCAUUCUUGUGCAGACAAGUUUGUUGUUUAAGAUGGAAGAAGCAUAUACAGAACUGUAUUGCGAGUUUCUUCGCCUGAGAUCACUAUGCCUGAAACAGGCAGCACUAUUGCAGCAACUCACCAAGGCCAUGCAGAAAGAACAAGGAAACUUUGUUGGUAGUGGAGGCCUCAGUGACAUGGAUUCUAUCCCAGUUCAAUAUAAUCAAGAGAGCCCUAAGCAUCUUCAUGAAGUACCUGAACCACUAAAAGCCACAGCACAAAACCUGACAGCACUGCAUGAAACCAGUUGCAUCUCCAAGGGUGCAGGGACCUUCUCUGGACUUCUUGCUAAAGACAUGGGAACUCUUAAUUUGGAGCAAAGAAAAGAGGAUGGGAAGGUUGAAUGUAAAGCCCUUCCAUUCUUAGCUCUCGAUUCCCCAGAAGGAGGUGGAGCACUAGGCUCCUCUCAUUUCUCACAAAGUCCAAGGCAAGUGGGUUAUCCUGUGAGGGAGGCAACACCAAAAACAUGUAAGAUGGCCUGGUCACAUAGCUCCUUCCUGGACGGUGAGUUUCUCAUCCAGACUGAUGGGGUCCUGAUGUCUGAACUGCCACUGCAGUCUCAGGUGUGUGAAUUCUGUCAGGCUGUUUUCCCCGGAGACACCACCACCAGAGGAGAGUUCCUGCGACACCUGUCCACACACAUUACCUGAGCAAAAACAUUUUUCUUUUUCUUUCUCUCUCUCGAGCUUUUCGUGAAAUUUGCUUCUGAUCCUUCUGUAUAAGAGCGGCCACUUAGACUGUCAGUCAAGUAUAGCGGACAUUUAAGCGCUAGAUUUUGAAUUUAUGGGCUAUUAUUGGUACUUCUGGAAUACGACUACACAAUCUUCAUAGACAUUGAUUUUGGGAAAUUAUAUUUUCUGAAUUGUUGCGUUAUUGGAUCCAACAGACUGAACACACUCUUGAAUAAAAUGAA